GAGAUUGGUCAAAAUUCGAACCGGGCAAAUCCAGACAGAAACUACCCAGAUCAAGAAAGCCUUUGCACUCGUGUUGCUGCCAACAACACUGCCUCUGAUUGGUGAACAGGGGAUCUCUGUAAUAACUGCGCUUCCAGUUACACCGUGUCUUCUGGUUCGGAUCAAGAACAAGAACUGUCUCGUGCGCAGCUCGAAUCUUUGCAUCGGCUUCCGCGAGCCCAUUUCUUCGGAACGCCGAUUCACCACCCGUACGUACUGCGAGGAUACCCAGAUCCAUCAUAGGCAGAGAUCUUCCCGGGAAAGUGGGGGACGCUUCCGGGAAAGUACCCAUCUGGGUUCAGGUCAAACAUUUCAAGAACGAGAAAUUCCAUUGUGAAAGUGAAGUGUCGUCGUGGUUAUGGUGGAGCGAGGUGAUGUCUUGGCCUCUGAAGAGGAGGAGGAGGAGGAGGAGGUGGAGGGUGUGGAGGAAGGAGGAGGAGCGCCCGGACCGAGGGGGUGCGACUGCCUCCGUGCCUCGAUCCAGUGGCUGAGAAUGCUGUCGGCGGAGAUGCAUUGGAGCUUCGUGCUGGCGGUGGUGUUCGUGUACGGGAUAGGCCAGGGGCUCGGCGGCGCUCUGUCGCGGGUCGCGACGGAGUACUACAUGAAGGAUGUCCAGAAAGUCCAGCCUUCGGAGGCUCAGAUUUAUUAUGGGAUCGUCAAUAUUCCUUGGAUCAUCAAGCCGAUUUGGGGCCUUCUGACCGAUGUUGUCCCGGUCCGCGGGUACCGGAGGCGCCCCUACUUUGUUUUCGCAGGUUUUAUCGGUGUAUUCUCCAUGCUCGUGUUGUCAUUCUACAAGGUGCACCUUGUUCUUGCCCUAGUGCUAUUGACAGCAGGAAGUGCUGGUGUUGCGAUAGCAGACGUCACCAUUGAUGCUUGUGUGGCACAAAACAGCAUCAGUCAUCCCUCUCUGGCAGCUGACAUGCAAAGCCUGUGUGCUUUGAGUUCUUCGAUUGGAGGACUUGUGGGCUUCGUCAUUAGCGGUAUCCUUGUUCACCUAAUUGGUCCGAUGGGGGUAUAUGGUCUUCUGACAGUACCGGCUGGCCUUAUGAUUUUACUGGGAGUCAUACUCGAUGAGCCUCACAUACCAAAUUUUGAUUACAGACAGGUCAACCGGAAGUUUUUUUAUGCUGGGAAGGCCAUGUGGACGACUUUGAAAAUUCCAGCUGUUUGGAGACCAUGCUUGUACAUGUAUACAUCACUUGCAUUGAGUUUGAAUAUUUUCGAUGGGAUGUUCUAUUGGUACACCGAUGCAAAAGGAGGUCCAUUGUUCGCUAAGGAGACCGUCGGUUAUUUGUUCUCAAUUGGCUCAGUUGGCUCACUCCUAGGAGCACUACUAUACCAGCACAGUCUUAGGGAUCAUCCGUUCCGGGAUUUGCUGUUGUGGACCCAGUUGUCCUUUGGUCUAUCAGGAAUGCUUGACCUAUUCCUGGUUCUGCGACUGAACUUGAAGUUUGGCAUUCCGGACUAUUUCUUUGCCGUGAUCGAUGAGUGUGCGUCCCAGAUGAUCUCGAGACUGAAGUGGAUGCCUCUACUUGUACUCAGUUCGAAGCUGUGCCCCUCCGGCAUAGAAGGCACCUUUUUCGCCCUGCUCAUGUCAAUCGACAAUGUCGGACUUCUCUCGUCGUCAUGGGGAGGGGGAUUACUACUUCACUUACUCAGGGUUACCAGGACCCAAUUUGAAAACUUGUGGUUAGCUAUCUUGAUACGAAACAUACUACGCAUAUCUCCGCUCUGUCUGCUGUUCUUGGUUCCGAGAGGCGAUCCAAAUUCUUCCAUACUUCCGAGCGAAGUAUUGGCUUCUGAAGAGGACGCCGAAGCUCUGGAACCCGAGAAAAUUGAACUGGUUUCCCUCGUUAAAAGCACUGAUAAUGGCAGAUGAUUUUAGGGGGGUCUUUGGAGUCGGUCCACUUGCCAUUUCUUAGAAGAGGACAUAAAAAGAGAAACUGAGUUAAUACAUCUUCACGGAUACAAAGAGACUGGACAAAGAAGUUCUGGUUGUAUGUCGAUUCCUAACUGUAAUUUGCGUUACAAUAGGUUACAUUUGGAUAUACAAUUCUUUGUUCUCAUUGCGUUUUGUACUCACAGGAGUAACCAAUCAAUGGAAAGAACAAAUAUUUAGGCUC
Molecule: messenger RNA, 2162 nt
Organism: Syzygium oleosum
Lineage: Eukaryota; Viridiplantae; Streptophyta; Magnoliopsida; Myrtales; Myrtaceae
Product: probable folate-biopterin transporter 2
Exons: 5
Coding region: 398-1918 (506 amino acids)
Source: RefSeq, a predicted model, not a curated record